Molecule: messenger RNA, 740 nt
Organism: Aspergillus uvarum CBS 121591
Lineage: Eukaryota; Fungi; Ascomycota; Eurotiomycetes; Eurotiales; Aspergillaceae
Exons: 1
Coding region: 368-646 (92 amino acids)
Source: RefSeq, a predicted model, not a curated record
AUAAUGGCUCUCAUUAUUUCUCUCAUUUGACAGGUAGCGAACUUAGGAGUUUGAGUUCAUCUUCAUGAUAUUAUAUUAUUAUUAAAGUAGAAAAAUCCGAGCUGGACUAGGUGGCGCGACAAUAACAUCAAAUGCUCAUCAGAUAAGAAACAAUCGUUUAUCGUCAAUAACUCCUAUACCGUAGUACGGAAUCUCAGGGCUUGACUCUAUGAUUGGUAUAUCAUCACACGAACAAACAAAAAACAGAAAGAUGUGCAAGAGUCCGACUCCUUCGACAGAGCAUCUGUGAACCAGCGUAAUCACCGCUUUCCAUAAGCUACAGACUCGUUGGGAAAAGAAAAGCAUAGAUGAACUCCUCGCCUCAAGAAUGAGCCCCAUUGAGUUACCCACCACCAAGCCCCAAAGGGGGUUCGGUAGCAAGCAAUCGCAUGACUAUCCAAACACGACGAAAGGCAACCCAGAUCAAAGCCCCUCUCCAGCACAAGCCCGUAUCACCAUUGUUUCCAUCGAGAGAAGACAUGUCCUCUCCGCGACGUCGGAUACGGAUGCGAGCACUGGGAGGGAACAGGGCAAUAAGCCACUAUCGAAUUGCUUCUAUGGCGGCGCGUUUCCGCAUUGCCUGACUGGGCCCACGAGGGACGAUUGAAACAGUCAGGGUGUCCGGGGACUUUCCCAAAAGCUGGUUGAGAAGAGAAAUCCCCGAAGGGACUUCUCUGUGUGUGAGCUUCGAAUGCGAUUCU